This is a messenger RNA of Pocillopora damicornis (cauliflower coral), 6108 nucleotides long. RefSeq lists its product as uncharacterized. NCBI's taxonomy places the organism in Eukaryota, Metazoa, Cnidaria, Anthozoa, Scleractinia, Pocilloporidae. The record is from RefSeq and is a predicted model, not a curated record.
GUUUGGAAACUGAAAGCAUACAUAAAUAUUACCACAUCGCUUGUAAUUGACGCAGCAGAAGAGUUCAGGUUACAAAGAGUUUUGUUUUCUCCUUCCAUCCUCAACGUCUGCUUUGUUUUUUGGAUCGAACUUUAUAAACAACUAAAGAACAUGAGUGUGCUACGUUGGAUUUACAUGUUGACAUCCUUUCUUACAUUGCUUGACACGAAAAGGACUCGAGUAAACGGAGUUUCGCUAUGCAGUUCUCCCUGUUUGUUAGUUUCUAACACAACGGAUAUUGUUACCAUGAACAUCCAAACCUCUUCUAUUAACUCAGUUGUAUUGGGUCUAACAAGAGCUGUUGCGAUCGACUAUCACUUCAAUUUGGGCUACGUAUUUUGGAGUGACGUCACCGAACACAAUAUCAAGCGUCUUCACCUCGAUACUGAUACUAAAACUACAAUUAUCAGCAAUAUUGGAGUUUGCGAUGGACUCGCUGUGCACUGGAGGACUUCCCAGCUAUUUUGGACAGAUACAACAUAUAAUACCAUAUCCGUAUCAGACCUAGAUGGCAAUAACCAAGUUGCAAUAGUUUCCUCUGGUCUCGAUAAACCAAGAGGGAUUGCUUUGGAUCCUGACAAUAAUUUUAUGUUCUGGACUGACUGGGGACUUAACCCCAAAAUUGAAAGAGCUACCUCGAGUGGAAAACAAAGGUCAGCCAUCGUUACAAUGAAUCUUUAUCAUCCAAAUGGUCUUGACCUAGACAAAGGAAAUCAACGCAUAUUCUGGGUUGAUGCAGCCUUGGACAGAGUAGAAUCCAUCGAUUACAACGGUGGUAACAGGAAGCUGCUAUUCCAACAGAGUGGUUUACAUCCAUUUGGGGUUACUUUGGUUCCACCCUUCUUGUUUUUUACCGACUGGAAUACAAACAGAGAGGUUCAUAAACUAGACGCCCUGACUGGAGAAGUGUUUCGAAGCUACACUAUCAAUGGUGGAAAGCCAAUGGGCGUCGUAGUUUACGAUGGCUCCCGACAACCAUCAGCGUCAAGUCCAUGUUCCGUAAACAAUGGAGGAUGCAGUCAUUUUUGCGUUCCAAAAGCCUCUGGUCAUGAGUGCAUUUGUCCAACAGGCUUGGCAGUAAAACAGAAUGGAAAAACGUGUGAAGAAAAAGAAAAUAAGUUUUUUCUAUAUACGGAUGCCAACGAGAAAUCGACGAACAUCAUUUCAUUGGAUGUCAACUAUUUAGUAUCCAAAACCUUGUUCGUGCACCUUGGAGAUCAUCGUCCUAUUGCUUUGGACUUUGACCCUCUUGAAGAUCGCGUUUACUGGACUGACGUAAGACAAGGGCGCAUCAUGAGCGCCUUCAGAAACGCAUCUUCAGCAAAAACUUUGUAUUUUUGUAACGUCCUUAAUCCUGAUGGCUUAGCUAUUGACCACGUGGGUCGAAACAUUUAUUGGACAGAUACUGGGACAGACAGGAUUGAAUUGGGUCGUCUUGAUGGAACAAAAAGGAAGGUCUUAUUCAAGGAUGCACUCGAUGAGCCGAGGGCCAUAAUACUUGAUGAAAGAAAUGGCAUGAUGUACUGGACUGACUGGGGAGUCAAUCCAAAGAUUGAGAAAGCCGAGAUGGAUGGCUCAGGGAGACAAUCCAUUGUUACAGGAAAUCUAGCCUGGCCAAAUGGACUGACCAUCGACCAGGCUACAAACCGUCUAUACUGGGUUGACGCUAAAUUGGACACUAUAGAGAUGACCGACCUUAAUGGAGCGAGUAGACAGGUUCUGUUAUCAUCUGCAGAUCAAAUACAUCCCUUUGGUUUAGCGUUUUAUGAAAAUGUGCUUUACUGGACUGAUUGGAAUAAGAAAAGCAUUCUACGUUACAAUUUAACCAGUGCGAAACAUGAAACGGUGAUUCCUGACCUCCAGCAACCGAUGGACAUUCACGUUUAUGAUCCAUCUUUGUCAUUUACAGGUCCUCACGCAUGUGCUCAAAACAAUGGGUUAUGCAGCGACUUCUGUCUACUGAAGCCAGGAGGAUACAAAUGCACAUGCCCAACAGGGAUUGUGCUGAAGCCUGAUGGGAGAAGUUGUGAUAAUGAUGGUUUUGAAAAAGCGAAUUUAGAAAAAUUCAUGGUCUUUCCUGAAGCUGAUACUCGAGAAAUAUACAGCGUUGCAAUCUCAGUAUCAGAGAGCCCUUGCAAACCUCUGCAAAUCAAAACAAACAUCUCUUCGCCCGUGGCGGUCGACUACGAUCCACUCGAUAGAAAAAUAUACUGGACAGAUGUCGCCCUGAAAUUAGUGGCAAGAGCUUUUCCUAACGGAUCUUCCGUUGAGGUCGUCGCAUACAACAAAGUUGAGGGGCCUGAGGGGCUGGCAGUCGAUUAUAUUGAACGGAAUCUAUACUGGACAGAUGCGGGAACCCGCAAAAUCGAGGUAGCACGCUUAGAUGGAUCAUCUAGAAGAAGUCUUAUAACAUCAGGAAUCGAAAGUCCAAGAGCCAUAAUACUCAAUAUAGCAGAAAGGAAGAUGUUUUGGAGUGAUCGCGGAUCUUCUCCAAAGAUUGAACAAGCGAACAUGGACGGCUCUUCCAGGGCGGUUCUUGUUAGUUCUGAACUUGUAGGGGUUAACUCACUAGCCAUAGACUACUCUGGAAAACUGUUGUACUGGUGCGAUGCAACUCUCGAUAAGAUCGAAAGGGUAGACUUUCAAGGGAAUAACCGAGUCGUUUUACUGGACUUGUCAUCUUAUAUUCGGCACCCAUUUGCACUGGCCUUAUCUGACAACAUUAUUUACUGGUCAGACUUGGAAAGGAAGAAUAUAAACAAAUUCAACAUUACUUCCUCUCUCAAUGAGGUUCUGGUUCAUGGGAUGAGGUCACCGAAGGAGAUGCACAUCCAUGAUGACGCAAAAAUCUUUUCUGGAUCAACCAGCUGUUCGCAUUUAAAUGGGGGCUGUAGUCAUCUUUGUCUCCCAAAUCCAAGUGGACACCAAUGCUUUUGUCCUGAAGGAGUACUGCUAAAGCCUGGCGAUCCCUUUACUUGCCAAGGAGUUAACCGCUGUGCCCAUUUGUCUGUACCUUCAAACGGAAGCUUACAUCCCUGUUCUAAUCUUCCUGGAAAUACCUGUCGGUUUUCCUGUGACAAAGGGUACAUUCUCACCGGAUCAGCAACGCGAACCUGUCAAGACGAUGGCACGUGGACCGGCACACAGGCUAAAUGCAACGCUGCCACAUGCCCAGCCUUAUCCAUACCAGCAAAUGGAAUCCAGACGGGCUGUUCAGGAAAAACGGCGGAGCAGCACAACAAAAUUUGCCAAUUUUCCUGCAAGUCUGGGUUCACUGGGAUUGGUUCUCCUACAAGAAAAUGCCAAGAAAAUGGAACCUGGAGUGGGCAAGACUUCGUAUGUUCAGUUAUCAACUGUUCCAAGCUUGUGGUAAGUCCGGGAGAUCCAUUGCGCAUGAGCAGCUGUGGAUAUAACUUCGGAGCACAGUGUAACUUUUCCUGUCCCACUGGUUAUCGCUUAAAUGGAUCGUCAUCACUCAAGUGUGUUGCCCAAAGUGACAGUCCCCCAGGCGUUUGGGAUAAUCGUCUGCCAACCUGUUAUGCCAUUACUUGUCCAUCUCUUCCUAUCCCAAAACAUGGACAAAAGGUUGGAUGUAUUGAUCCUGUAUGGGAGCCUUAUGAUACCCAUUGUAGUUUUGCAUGCCAAGCUGGCUACAGUCUGCUUGGUUCCUCUGUCAGGCGAUGUCUACAAAACAGCACAUGGAGUGGAGUUGCAUCAUCAUGUCAAGUUGUCGCCUGUGGUCCACUCUUCCCUCCCAUGAAUGCGAUCAUUUCUCCAUCUUCAUGUGUAUCUGGUAGUCCUUAUGGUCAGACAUGCAGAUUUUCCUGUGGAACUCUAGGAUAUGUUCUUGAUGGAACUUCCUCAAGGGUAUGUGGCAACAAUGGGAAAUGGACAGGAUCCAACAACACCCGCUGCAUAGACAACAUGCGCCCCUCUUUCAAUAACACGUGUCCCCACAACAUGGUUUUCUAUACCGCUGGAUGUUCACCUACUGCUCUUGUCAAGUGGAAUGAACCAGUUGCUGAUGACAAUUCGGGCCACGUGUCGGUCAGCUAUCCAGCAAUUCGACCACCCACUCAAUUGGACGCUGGCCUCUAUCGAGUGAUUUACUCAGCCAAAGACGAUAACGGAAACAGUGCUAACUGCAGUUUCACCGUUCAAGUGACAAGAAAAUCAUGUCCAGUCCUUCCUCAACCAGUUCAUGGAUAUAUAUCGCUAACAUGCCAGCACUGGUUUGGUUCCCAGGCUUCUUUCACCUGUGAAAAAGGAUUUAAUAUGAAAGGCUCUCUUCUUCGCACCUGCAGAGGUGAUGGGACCUGGUCAGGCAACACAACCUCUUGCCAAAUUGUCAAAUGCCCUGCCAUAAAGGCCCCAUCUCAUGGUAGGGUCUUUCCAAGUCCUUGCAAGUUACCCUCAGGAGUUCAUUACAAGACAGAGUGCUAUUUCAUUUGUGAUGUUUCGGCCGGAUAUCAACCUCUAGGAGCAAGAAAUGUGUCCUGCCUUGAAAAUGGAUCAUGGAGUGCAGAUGUUACUAUUGUUAGAUGUAGAGAUAUCCAGCAUCCUAGAAUUCAAUGCCCACUUGACAUGACAAUCCCCACAGAAACUGGUCGGUCAUAUGCGAACGUAACUUGGAAGUUACCAGUCCCCACGGACAACUCUAACGAACAUUUGAUUCUUACUGGCUUGACGCCGCCGCAGAAGUUUAAUGUUGGUACAAAUCACAUCACGUACAAAGUCACUGACUCUUCCAGGCUGAGUUCAUCCUGUACUUUCUCGAUUCAGGUCAAAGAUAAAGAGCCACCUAGAAUUUCUCCCUGUCCCGAAGAUGUACUCAUUACUUCUGCAAAGCAAUGGACUAAGGUGUGGCUACCCAGAGUUGAGGUCACCGAUAAUGUUGGUGUUCACUCAUUUAUUACAAACAGACCAAACGGGAGCGAGUUUACAUGGGGACAACACAAUAUAACAUAUAGUGCUACAGAUACAGCUGGUAAUACAGCCACGUGCAAGUUCCGUAUAAUAAUUAAGGAUUAUGAAUGUCCGAAGCUGCAUUCACCACUGAAUGGAGCAAAAGCAUGUGACUUAUGGCUGGAAGGUGGUAAGAUCUGCACACUUCACUGUAACGUUGGAUAUGACUUCGCUAACAAACCACCAGAUGCCUAUUUCUGUGGGGCGUCAGGUGGAUGGCUGCCUGAUGAAAAAGUACCAGAUUGCUCAGAAACACGCCAGGCGACGACUCUGCUCAAAAUUCAGCUCCACUACCUAGCUGAUCAAUGCAGCGAGCAAAUUCAUCACCAGAUCGCCAGCAACUUUAUUGCACUUUACACCACUUAUUUGGGACCAGACAAUGGCUGCGAUUCACUCGGGUUAUGCACAAUCGAAAACGUCGAGGUCGAAUGUGGAGACCAGACAGGAACACUUCGAAAAAGAGACUUAGGAAGUAAUCCGCUCUCAUCAAGAAUUUCACUUUCCAUUAGUUUUGAUUUCAAAGUUCCACUGCCCAGGAAUACGACUGCAGCUGAUCUUAAUCAGACAACUGAAGAAAUUUCCAGUAACCUAUUAUUAAAGUUUACCAGAACAGAUGUGAAUCUUAAUAUCAGUGGGAUUUCCUUAGUUUUCGAUGCUUCAAAACCACCUCAAGUCCGCUUCGUGCGCCUUUUAUGUGAUAGUGGACAGGUUCUAAGAGGCUCCAAAUGUGUGAGCUGUCCUGUUGGAUACUUACACAAUACCUCAGAUUGCCAGACAUGCGCAGUGCAUCAUUACCAAGAUAAAGAGGCGCAGACUUCUUGUGUCCCUUGUCCAUUUGGAACAUCAACAUUCGGCGAGGAAAACCCACAUCGGAUGUCAAUGGAGCGAGCCAUUGGCACGCCUAUACUGACGGAAAAGCAGAAAAAGGGGAAAAAGGCCCCAAAAGGGACAGACCCCAAAGGGCUGAACCUUGCGACGCCCCAGCUCAUAAUGAGAUGGGUGACCAUUACUAACGAACAUGAAGCUCGAAGCACAGAUGGCGUUCAAAAAACGCCGAAAAACAGAAAAAACCUGGUCGGUACUUACGAAGGCAUGACAGAAUAA